UUUUGCACCGUCAGCUGUUAAAUAAAAUUACCAAUCGGACUGCACAACUUUCUUACCUUACAAACAGAAUUUUAUAUAUUGAAUUAGUUGUACCAAAGAAAAAAUUAAAUGUUAAGAAAAAAUCAUAAUUAAAUUAUAAUAAACAAAUGCUCCUAAUUGGGUUAGGCUUUCUGUAAAACUAAAUUGGCAAACUAAAGAGAAAGGCAGAAACCGUUUCGGUUGCACUUAAGGAGCUUGAUCUAUUUUCAGAGACGGACAACAAUGUUUUUGCAUAACAGGAAUCUGAGCAAGCUGGCAAACAAUGUUACCAGUUUCGUCACGAGCAAUGUCCGCUUCAGCAGCAGCAGCAGCCAACAAGCCAAAACUGCAAUACUCAUGCUGAACAUGGGUGGACCCCAGCACACGGAUCAGGUGCACGACUAUCUGCUCCGAAUCAUGACGGAUCGCGACAUGAUCCAACUGCCGGUGCAAAGCCGUCUGGGCCCAUGGAUAGCACAGCGUCGCACGCCCGAAGUCCAAAAGAAGUACAAAGAGAUUGGUGGUGGUUCGCCCAUUUUGAAGUGGACGGAACUGCAGGGUCAGCUGAUGUGCGAGCAGCUGGACAAGCUGUCGCCCGAAACGGCGCCGCACAAGCAUUAUGUAGGCUUUCGCUAUGUCAAUCCGUUGACGGAGAAUACGCUGGCGCAAAUCGAAAGCGACAAACCGGAGCGCGUGGUGCUCUUCUCACAGUAUCCACAGUACAGUUGUGCUACAUCCGGCUCCAGCUUCAACUCUAUCUUCAGUCAUUACCGCGACAACACGCUGCCUGCGAACAUUAAGUGGAGCAUUAUCGAUCGCUGGGGCACACAUCCGCUGCUGAUCAGCACCUUUGCCCAGCGUAUACGCGAGGAGCUGUCAAAGUUUGUGGAGACGAAGCGCAAUGAUGUCGUCAUAUUGUUUACGGCACACUCACUGCCACUCAAGGCAGUCAAUCGGGGAGAUGCGUAUCCCUCGGAGAUAGGUGCCAGUGUGCACAUGGUUAUGCAGGAGCUGGGCCAAAGCAAUCCCUACAGCUUGGCCUGGCAGUCGAAGGUGGGACCAUUGCCCUGGCUGGCGCCGGCCACAGAUGAUGCCAUCAAGGGUUACGUUAAACAGGGUCGCAAGAAUUUCAUCCUGGUGCCGAUUGCCUUUGUGAACGAGCACAUUGAGACGCUGCACGAGUUGGACAUCGAGUACUGCGAUGAGCUGGCCAAGGAGGUGGGCGUCGAGGAGAUUCGUCGUGCGGCUGCACCCAACGACCAUCCGCUCUUCAUACAGGCCUUGAGCACCAUUGUCGCCGAUCAUCUGAAGUCACAGCAAUCCGUCAAUCCCAAGUUCCUGAUGCGCUGCCCCAUGUGCACCAAUCCACGCUGUCGGGAUAGCAAGAAAUGGUAUCAGCAGCUAUGCGCACAUUAAGAGACUCAAUCAAUUAAUAUCGUCAUCAUUAUCAUAACCAUUCAUUCAUUAAUUCUUGGGUAUAAAUGGGUUCCAGGUUUAGAUUAUUUGAGUCUAAUAAGGCAAUAAAAAAGACACUGCACAAACAA
Molecule: messenger RNA, 1562 nt
Organism: Drosophila grimshawi
Lineage: Eukaryota; Metazoa; Arthropoda; Insecta; Diptera; Drosophilidae
Gene: FeCH
Product: ferrochelatase, mitochondrial
Exons: 5
Coding region: 262-1434 (390 amino acids)
Biological process (GO): heme biosynthetic process
Molecular function (GO): protoporphyrin ferrochelatase activity
Source: RefSeq, a predicted model, not a curated record